CCACCGCGCAAGAUCAAUCUCUCAAACGCCCGUCCCACCUACAAGAAAGGUGUCAUGACCUCCGCCAAGUACGCAACUAAAAGCCAUCUCUAUGCUAAAUAAAUGGACUACCUCCGCUACCACCGAGAACUCUUCGGGCACCCAUACUGGAUCAAGAACAUCAUGGUGCGGGAGAUUGCAAACUGCGAGAUGCUACGCAAGAACCCGCAUCCGAAUAUCUGCCGCUAUGUCGGUGUGAAUUACGGCAUGGACCAAGGUAUAACAGCGCUGCUGUUUAGACGCUACGACACAACAUUGUGGGGUCUAGUUUGCGACAAUCGGGUCUUUGAUGCGGAAAAGUGUAUACAAGGCAUACAAAAAGGUAUCCAGCAAAUCCAUUCACUGGGGUAUGUGCACUGCGACAUCAAGCCCGCAAACAUUUUCGUUGACACCAAGACCCAGAGUUUUGUGAUCGGGGAUUUCGACUCCAUGCAGAAGCAGGGGGCGUGGUUGAAGUAUAAAUGUGGUACGGAUGGCUGGGCGCUGGACAGGGCGGGGACGAGUGGAUAUAUCGUGAACGUAGAGCAGGAUUGGUUUGGGUUUGAGAUGGUAAGUGCGUGGAUCAAGGAGAAGGGGGGUGGGGAGCCAGUACCGGGGAUGGAGUAUCCCAAGACAGGUGAUAUUCUGGGGAGGGCGAAGAGGGGGUAUGAGAUGAAAUGGCAGGCAGAGAAAUUUAAGAAGCAGGCCGAGGAAUUGAGGAAGAAGGCGGAGAAACUGAAGAAGCAGGAAGAGGUUAAGAAGACGGUGAAGGAGAAGGCGGAAGCUGUACGUAAAGUGCAAGCUGCAAGAAAGCUUCUAGUGACGGAGAAGGCUAAGAUCAUACCGAAGGCGGAUGCGUUGGAGAAGAUUGAAGCGGCGAAGAAAGCAGCCGUAGCGAAACCUACUUAUGCCAAUGUGGUAGCGAAGCGCGAUCCGUCGCCCACCAAGAAGUCAGGCUUGCCGAAGAAACUCAGGGCACAGCCGCCCUCUUAGGAAGAGCUUUGUAGACGCUAGGCUAGGACAUGGUUCUCAAUAUCACAGAGCUCAGCAUCGAUGUAAGCUUCUGGAUCAGGUCUGGUAAUGUUGUCAACUCAGC
Messenger RNA from Alternaria rosae, 1114 nucleotides. Its product is annotated as kinase-like domain-containing protein. Lineage: Eukaryota; Fungi; Ascomycota; Dothideomycetes; Pleosporales; Pleosporaceae. Gene Ontology annotation, cellular component: IRE1-TRAF2-ASK1 complex. Gene Ontology annotation, biological process: intrinsic apoptotic signaling pathway in response to endoplasmic reticulum stress; protein phosphorylation; IRE1-mediated unfolded protein response. The transcript has a single exon. The record is from RefSeq and is a predicted model, not a curated record. The coding region runs from base 103 to 1011 and encodes 302 amino acids. Gene Ontology annotation, molecular function: RNA endonuclease activity; ATP binding; protein serine/threonine kinase activity.